GGUGCCGGUCUGGCCCCGCCUCGUGUCGGUUCCGUGUGUGUCCCCCCCCGAGCGCCCUCGUCACGUGAUGGGGGCGGGCGCCGCUGGUAGUUGUCAGUGUGGUGAGACCCAGAGUUCUACCUUGUAAAUACUGUUAUUUGUAUAUACUGUAAAUGAUGACAUCGGUGGGCACUAACCGAGCCCGGGGGAACUGGGAGCAGACACAGACACAGAGCCAGACACAGCACAAGCAGCGGCCACAGGCCACUGCGGAACAGAUUCGACUUGCACAGAUGAUUUCAGACCACAAUGAUGCUGACUUUGAGGAGAAGGUGAAACAACUGAUCGACAUCACAGGCAAGAACCAGGAUGAGUGUGUGAUUGCUCUGCAUGACUGCAAUGGAGAUGUUAAUAGAGCCAUCAACGUGCUGCUGGAGGGCAAUCCGGACACGCAUUCCUGGGAGAUGGUUGGGAAGAAGAAGGGUGUCUCAGGACAGAAGGAGAGUGGCCAGACAGAACCCAGUGAAGAAAGCAAAGAGAACCGUGAGAGGGAGCGGGAUUUCAGCAGACGACGUGGAGGGCCACCGAGGCGGGGCCGUGGUACCAGCCGUGGAAGAGAGUUUCGGGGUCAGGAGAAUGGACUAGACGGUGGUAAGAGUGGAGGAUCUUCUGGAAGAGGCACGGAAAGAGGGAGGCGGGGACGUGGCCGAGGCCGAGGUGGCUCUGGAAGGCGAGGGGGAAGAUUUUCUGCCCAAGGCAUGGGGACCUUCAACCCAGCUGACUAUGCCGAGCCGGCAGGCACAGAUGAGAGCUACAGCAACAGCAACACAUGGAACAACACGGGCAGCUUUGAGCCAGAUGAUGGCACAAGACUUGAUUUCAUUGGGGGUGAGGGGGCAAAUUAUCCCCGAAAAUUUGACACUGCUCCUGGUACGAUACCUCCAGGUGCUUGGAGGGCAGCGACAGAAGAAUGGGGCACGGAGGACUGGAAUGAAGAUCUGUCUGAGACGAAGAUCUUCACUGCCUCCAAUGUGUCUUCAGUGCCUCUGCCUGCUGAGAAUGUGACAAUCACAGCUGGACAGAGAAUUGAUCUGGCAGUCCUGCUAGGAAAGACGCCCUCUUCUAUGGAAAAUGAGUCGCCAAACCUGGAGUCAUCCCAGGCUCCUUCCCUGGCCCAGCCGCUGGUUUUCAGCAAUUCCAAGCAGAGUGCUAUAUCCCAGCCUGCCUCUGGGAACUCCUUCUCCCACCACAGCAUGGUGAGCAUGCUGGGGAAAGGGUUUGGAGAUGUCGGAGAGGCCAAAGGCAGCAGUACCACAGGUUCUCAGUUCCUGGAGCAGUUCAAGACAGCCCAGGCUCUGGCUCAGCUGGCUGCUCAACACACCCAGCCUGGUGGGAGCACCACUGCUUCUUGGGACAUGGGAUCUACUCCGCAGACCUCAUCUCUUGUGCAGUAUGAUCUCAAGAACCCAACAGACUCCUCCGUGCAUAGUCCCUUCACCAAGCGUCAGGCCUUCACCUCAACUUCAACCAUGAUCGAAGUGUUCAUGCAGGAGAAACAGCCUGUGGUGACUGCCUCCACAACCGUUCCAGCACCCUCCUCCUCCCCACUGCCCAGCAAAGCCAAUCCUGUCCCUCAGAUGUCCCCAGGCUCCUCGGACAACCAGUCAUCCAGUCCCCAGCCAGCUCAGCAGAAGCUGAAGCAGCAAAAGAAAAAGGCAUCAUUAACAUCAAAGAUUCCUGCCCUUGCAGUGGAAAUGCCUGGCUCAGCAGAUAUCUCAGGGCUCAACCUGCAGUUUGGGGCGUUGCAGUUUGGUUCUGAGCCUGUUCUUGCGGAGUAUGAAUCAACACCCACAACAAGUGCUGCUGUGAGCCAGGCUCAGAGCAACCUGUACACCAGCACAGCGAGCAGUGAAUCUUCAUCCACAGUUUCGUCCAAUCAAAGCCAAGAGUCUGGUUACCAGAGCAGCACAAUGCAGACAGCCACGUUUACCUCCCAGAACAGUGCUCAGGGACCACUGUAUGAACAGAGAUCCACCCAGACGAGGCGAUACCCAAAUUCCAUCUCCUCCUCCCCCCAGAAAGAUCUGCCCCAGGCUAAGAAUGGUUUCAGUUCUGUACAACCCACGCCGUUACAAACCACACAGGCUGUCGAAGGUGCUACAGGCCCCACAGUGAAAUCAGAUUCCCCCUCUGCUCCCAGCAUCACGCCUCUCAAUGAUGGGGUAUCUGCAUCCUCGUUGCUGACGACAGCCAGCCAACACUCAACAGCUCUGAGCAGCCUGAGUCACAGUGAGGAGCUCCCCAGUACGAGCAGUGCCCAGCUCAGCAGUACAUUACCCACCCAGCAGAACAGUCUGUCCUCAUCCACCUCCUCUGGGCGAACGUCAACUUCAACUCUUCUGCACACAAGUGUGGAGAGUGAAGCAAGCCUCCAUUCUUCUGCUAGCACUUUCUCCACCUCCUCCAGCACAGUGUCAGCUGCCCCACCAGCCGUAAGCGUUUCCUCCAGCCUCAGCAGUGUCAGCAGCCUGGGCCUCAGCCUCAGUAGUAACUCCACGGUGACAGCCUCAACUCGCAGCUCAGUCGCAACAACAUCAGGAAAAGCCCCUCCCAAUCUCCCUCCUGGAGUCCCACCGUUGUUGCCUAAUCCUUACAUCAUGGCUCCAGGGCUGCUACAUGCCUAUCCGCCACAGGUCUAUGGAUAUGAUGACUUGCAAAUGCUCCAGACAAGAUUCCCGUUGGAUUACUACAGCAUCCCAUUCCCUACACCCACCACCCCACUGACUGGAAGAGAUGGCAGCCUGAGCAGCAAUCCAUACUCUGGUGACUUAACCAAAUUCGGCCGAGGUGAUGCCUCUUCCCCUGCUCCUGCAACGACUCUGGCCCAGCCCCAGCAGAGCCAGACCCAGACCCACCACACCACACAGCAGACGUUCCUGAACCCGGCGCUGCCUCCUGGCUACAGUUACACCAGUCUGCCCUACUACACAGGGGUACCAGGGCUCCCCAGCACCUUCCAGUACGGGCCCGCCGUGUUCCCUGUUGCUCCUACCUCUUCCAAGCAGCAUGGUGUGAAUGUCAGCGUCAAUGCAUCAGCAACCCCUUUUCAGCAGCCCAGUGGCUAUGGCUCUCACGGAUACAGUACUGGUGUAUCUGUGACAUCCAGUAACACAGGAGUGCCGGACAUCUCGGGCUCUGUCUACUCCAAAACUCAGCAAUCCUUCGAGAAGCAGGGAUUUCACACUGGAACCCCGGCAGCCUCCUUCAACCUGCCUUCGGCGCUGGGCAGCGGCGGCCCCAUCAACCCUGCGACAGCGGCAGCCUAUCCCCCCACCCCGUUCAUGCACAUCCUGACCCCCCAUCAGCAGCCCCACUCCCAGAUCCUCCACCACCACCUGCAGCAGGAUGGGCAGGGCCGAGCAGAAGAUGAGGUGAGGAAGGGCCGGGGUGUGCUCUGCUGGGGGGUCCUCAGCACAGCCCCCUUGCUGCCGGGCUGGACCAGCUUCCAUAUUUGCAGAUGAUACUGUGCUGCCAACGCCAGCAGGAAGAUCAGAGCGGCUCCGGACAGCGCAGCCAAGGCAGCUCCAUCCCUCAGAAAUCCCAGGCCAACAAGUCUGCCUACAACAGCUACAGCUGGGGAGCCAACUGAGGACGGGGCCACCCUCGCCCUCCACUCGCUUCUGGAAGAGCAUCCCACCAAGCCUGACACCGAAGGGUCCUGGGGAGGAGUGGUUGGUGGCGGGGCAGCCCGAAGCCCACAGCCCCCAGCAGGCCUAGCCAGCAGCCGCCUCCUCUGUCUUCAGCCACCUUUUCCUCUUGUAUGUAAUAUAGAAUUUGUAUUUUUUCUCUCUUUUUUUUUUUCUCCCCUUUACUCCCUUCUCUCUGCAUUCAGCCUCCGAACCGUUUGCCGUAGGGGCCUUUAUUGGUUUUGACUCCUUUCUUUCCCCCUCCCCUCCACCUCCUGCUGCCCCCCAGAACCUCUCGGAUCCAAAGGAGUGGAAGCUGCAAGUCGCCUACAGCAACCCCCCCUUAUUAUUAGGAAAUAAGAACAGUAAUUGAUAUGAACAGCAUUGUAAGAUGAAUUAGUUGAAGUGGUUUUCUUUUUUUUUUUGUACCGUGUUCUAAAUUUAAUGGAUAAAUGUGUCUUGUAUAUAAAAACAAAAACCCCA
Pezoporus occidentalis (night parrot) is the source of this 4148-nucleotide messenger RNA. RefSeq names its product ubiquitin associated protein 2 like (gene UBAP2L). Gene Ontology annotation, biological process: hematopoietic stem cell homeostasis. Bases 153 to 3500 code for a protein of 1115 amino acids. The transcript has 30 exons. The record is from RefSeq and is a predicted model, not a curated record. Gene Ontology annotation, molecular function: protein binding. Lineage: Eukaryota; Metazoa; Chordata; Aves; Psittaciformes; Psittacidae. Gene Ontology annotation, cellular component: nucleus; cytoplasm.